AUGGAAGAGUCGACCUUGGACUUGUUGCAUCAUGAAAAGCAGUUUGGGGCCAGUCUGCCCGAAUUGCCAUUUCCUCUGGCUUCUGGGAAUGCAAAAUCUGCACAUGCUCCUCCUGCUGCUUUCAAUAGUGCAAACCAUUCACCUCUCUCCACUUAUGCCGACGAUAACUACCAGGGAAACGACUCCAUCGCCAGAAACUUGGGCUCAUCUAUCGGUCUAGGUGUAGAGGGCAAGCUAGAGAACAUCAAGAUGGAGGAUCAACAUGGGGAUCCGCAAGAUGCUAUGCUACAACAGCAACAAUAUAGUGAUAAUUUCCAUGUCGUCAAUCCUGGAGACGCGUUAGGUGUCUUCGAUCCAAUGAUGGUUCAUCCUGGCUUUGGUUAUGGCCAAUCUCACCAGUAUGCUCGACAGCCUAGAGUACAACGUCCACAACAGAACAACUAUCGUUCUCCUACUCAAUCCCCCAACUACCAACAACCACAAAGGAACUAUGUCAACCAGGAUGGACGAGUACAACAGCAAGGCCGCUUCCGCGAUCCUGCUAGUGAUAUCUGGAGACAGCCAAUGAUCAACCUGGCUGGUGGUAAUCAGCACAAGUCUAAAAGAAAUCAAGAUGGCUACGGACAACAUCCCACUAUGAUGGAGUUGUAUCCUGGCCAACAAGGUAAUCAGCAAGGAUUCCAUUCUUCCAGCAAUCAAGUCAUGGUUUGCAGAUACUUUUUAAAUGGUUAUUGCUCUCGCGGAGAGCAAUGCAACUUUCUCCACUUGUUGCCUAGUCCAGCUCAGCCUGGUGCAAUCGUACGACCCCAAGCUGGGGGAAGUGGACAAUAUGUGCCUCAGCACGUAACUUACGCGGGCCCUCUAAGCACAUUCCAAUAUGCACCGUUUGAUGCACAAACUCCUUUAGUGGCCUUGCCAGGAUCCUUCACAUACAAUAUGUCACCUAUGACGGCAAUGCCUCAACCGCAUAUGAAGCUUCCUGGAAGCGAACGGGACAUGUCGUCGUCUAUGAUGUCGGGGCAACGUCCUAUUUAUUCAACAUCUGUACCAUUUACUUCACAAAAUCGCUUUUCUUCGGGCACUGUCAUGUCACCGCAACAACCUCUCCAACAGCAGCGUCGUAGGAUGCCCUUUGAGGAGGCGAAUAGAUUUAUGGGUAUUCCUUUAGAAGAGUUGGUAGGGGCUAUUUAUGCCAUAAGUCGUGAUCAACACGGAUGUAGAUACUUGCAGACUAAGCUAGAAGAGCACAAUGAGAAGAAUCUAAACUUGAUUUUUGCGGAAAUCUAUUCGCACAUUGGUGAACUUAUGACUGAUGCAUUUGCAAACUAUUUGUGUCAAAAGAUCUUCCAUUUUUGCUCUGAUGAGCAGAGAACCGUCAUUGUUGAUGCUAUUGCACCUGAUCUGGUUCGAAUAUCCAUGAACUCGCAUGGUACUCGUGCGGUUCAGAAAUUGCUGGAUGUCUUGUCCAGCCCUGAACAGAUUCGUAAAGUCGUUUUAGCUUUGAGCACCAAUGUUGUUGCUCUCAUGAAGGCAAGUUACAGCACACUACAUACACGAGCAACAUAA
Messenger RNA from Synchytrium microbalum, 1566 nucleotides. RefSeq lists its product as uncharacterized. NCBI's taxonomy places the organism in Eukaryota, Fungi, Chytridiomycota, Chytridiomycetes, Synchytriales, Synchytriaceae. The record is from RefSeq and is a predicted model, not a curated record. Gene Ontology annotation, cellular component: cytoplasm. The coding region runs from base 1 to 1566 and encodes 521 amino acids. Gene Ontology annotation, molecular function: metal ion binding; mRNA binding. Gene Ontology annotation, biological process: post-transcriptional regulation of gene expression. The transcript has 6 exons.